AUGUGCCGACAACCAUGGAAAAAGAAGAAAUAUUGUUGGGAGUGGAAAUGGGAAGGCUUGAAAUUGAACCGGACAAGUGAUCAAAGUUUAGUCACAGAAGUUGACAAUGAACGUAAGUGGUGGAAGAAUGACAUAGUAAGUUCACAGGAGACCAAGGAACCCAAAGCACAGAGUAGUCGGUCUGGAACCUGCUCUCAGCAAGCUCUUAAUCCUCCCUGUGAUGUCACUAUUGAUGAACUAGCAAGUUAUUUUGAAACAUUGGUUCAUAUACCAAAGAAGAUGUCAUCCAUGGCUGAAAUGAUGUAUAUCUAA
This is a messenger RNA of Arctia plantaginis, 312 nucleotides long. The record is from the annotation of a GenBank genome assembly. NCBI's taxonomy places the organism in Eukaryota, Metazoa, Arthropoda, Insecta, Lepidoptera, Erebidae.